AAAUGGAGAAAUGCUUAAACAGUACAGGAAACGUGUUCCACAUCUCAGCAUUUUCCACCUCUGAAAGCGGACGAUGUCUCCUUUUCUCUGCAGUUCUAUUGAUGUAUCUGACGACCAUCCUGGGAAACAUGACCAUUGCUCUGUUGGUGUGUCUGGUCCCCCAGCUCCAUACUCCAAUGUAUUUCUUCCUGGGUAAUCUUGCCAUAGCUGAUAUUAUACACGUUUCAGUAACUCUUCCAAAACUUCUCUCCAUACUCCUAACACGUGACCACCGGAUUUCUUUCUCUGCCUGUAUGACUCAGGUGUACUUCUUCUCAUUGUCAGCCGUGUGUGAUAUUUUUGUGUUGACCUCCAUGUCCUAUGACCGAUAUGUGGCAGUUUGUAAGCCAUUACAAUAUUCUUUGUUAAUAAGUAAAGAUGUAUGCAAUGCAAUAAUUAUAUUCAUUUAUUUUGCAUCCGGUAAUGAUGCAGCAAUCAAUGUAAUAGUUACGUCUCUGUUGACCUUCUGUCCCACACAAAAUGUUGACCAUUUCUUUUGUGAGUUGACAACCUUGUACUCCAUUUCCUCUAGUGAUACUACAAGCAGAAGCAUACUUCUGGUAUUCCAGAUUAUAUUUCUGGCCUCUUUGCCAUUUUUGCUUAUUAUAACUUCUUAUAUAUUCAUAAUCUCUGCCAUUUUGAACAUUCAGUCCUCAAAGGGGCGACGGAAGGCUUUUUCCAGUUGUUCCUCCCACCUGACCACAGUGAUAAUCUUCUUUGGUCCAAUCAUUAUACUGUACAGUAAACCAGGAUCUGAGCAUUCUAGGGAAUUGGAAAAAUUGCUGUCAUUGCUGUAUACGGCGGUGGUUCCAAUGCUCAACCCGUUUGUCUAUACUUUGAGGAAUACAGAUAUUCUGAAUGCUAUAAGGGAUGUAACAAGGAGGAGGAACAUAUUUUAG
This is a messenger RNA of Rana temporaria (common frog), 938 nucleotides long. RefSeq names its product olfactory receptor 50-like. NCBI's taxonomy places the organism in Eukaryota, Metazoa, Chordata, Amphibia, Anura, Ranidae. Gene Ontology annotation, cellular component: membrane. Gene Ontology annotation, molecular function: G protein-coupled receptor activity; olfactory receptor activity. The transcript has a single exon. The coding region runs from base 3 to 938 and encodes 311 amino acids. The record is from RefSeq and is a predicted model, not a curated record. Gene Ontology annotation, biological process: G protein-coupled receptor signaling pathway.